GAUAUAGAUAAAUGGAAGCGUCUGUGUGUUAGCUAAAGUUGAACGCGCAAAAUGCAAAAGUCACAACGCGGCCAAUGUUGGACGCUGCUUCUGCUCGGCGCAUUGAUCAUAUCGUUUGGAAUGAUGUUUAGCUAUUGGUAUCUGGUGCCGCGCCAGCUGCACUUCUGGCAGCUAUUCGGGCGCAAUCAGAGCUCAGCCGGAGAGCCGGUAACUGCGGAGCUUAAAUACUUUAUGCCGCCACAGAUGAUACCCAAGGAGCUAAAACUAAAGCGCGGUGCACCUUACAUAUACCAGAUAUUGCACUAGACACUAUAGAC
Messenger RNA from Drosophila hydei, 317 nucleotides. RefSeq lists its product as uncharacterized. Lineage: Eukaryota; Metazoa; Arthropoda; Insecta; Diptera; Drosophilidae. The coding region runs from base 52 to 306 and encodes 84 amino acids. The transcript is spliced from 2 exons. The record is from RefSeq and is a predicted model, not a curated record.